Molecule: messenger RNA, 3753 nt
Organism: Diaporthe amygdali
Lineage: Eukaryota; Fungi; Ascomycota; Sordariomycetes; Diaporthales; Diaporthaceae
Product: ABC transporter
Exons: 7
Coding region: 1-3753 (1250 amino acids)
Biological process (GO): transmembrane transport
Cellular component (GO): membrane
Molecular function (GO): ABC-type transporter activity; ATP hydrolysis activity; ATP binding
Source: RefSeq, a predicted model, not a curated record
AUGACAGCCGAACCUUCACCAACCCCAGAUGAGAAGCAUGCCCGGAUCAUAGAACCAAAGCCGUCAACGGGGUCUGCAGGUCAAUCUGAGGCACUCACGGACGGCCAGGAGCUUACGGUGAAAGCUGGUGCAGCAUAUAUUCGAAUAUUCACUUAUGCUGAACCUAGACAUGUCUUCCUAGGGGCAUUGGCUUUCGUUGCCGCCCUCGGCUCCGGAGCGGGUCUGGCUCUUGUCAAUCUUGUACUGGGCGAAUUCGUUGGCAUUUUGAACGACUACGUCGCAGGAGAAAUCACAAAGCAACAGUUCAUGAAAAAUGUCACGACCUACUGCUUGUACUUCUUGUACAUCGGGAUUGCUCGCCUGGUCCUGACUUACGCAUACACGACGCUCUCAAAUUACUGUGCCUACCAUAUUGUCCGCAACAUCCGACGACGAUAUCUGAAGUCAGCACUCAGCCAAGAGGUUGCUUUCUACGAUAGAGGCACUGCAGGUUCGAUCUCUAUGCAGGCGACUUCCAACGGCAACUUGAUACAGUCUGGAAUUGCCGAGAAAUUGGCUUUGACCUUCCAGUCAGCGUCAACUUUUGUAACUGCUUUCAUUAUAGCCUUUGUCAGUCAAUGGAAGUUGACGCUGAUACUCCUCUGCGUUGCACCGACUCUUAUAAUCCUCAUGGGCAUUGUCGCUUCGAUCGAGGCCAAGAUAGAAACCCAGAUGUUGGAUGUCUAUGGCAAGGCAGGCGCGUACGCAGAGAGCGUUCUGUCUACAACGAGAACUGUUCAGGCCUUCGGGCUUCGAGAAAGACUAGUGGCCCGAUAUGCAACGUUUGUCGCGCAUGCGAGAACGGGGAUGGGCCUCGCCUUCUGUCAAGGCGUCAAAAUGUUCUCUAUCGGAGAAGUCGACUCUUUAGGGACCGUGUUUACGGUCCUCCUCUCUGUCAUCAUUGCGACUCUUAACGUCACAAUAAUUGCGCCCUACACGGUCUCCUUUCAGCGAGCUGGGUCCGCCGCCGCACAGCUCUUCACUCUUAUCGACCGAACAUCUCAAAUAAAUCCUUUCAACGAAGGCGGUGAACGGCCCAAUAAGACAGAAGGAGUUAUUGACAUAAAAGGUAUCGGCUUUGAAUACCCUACGAGACCAGGAGUUACUGUCCUGGAGGACUUUUCCUUGCACGUCCCGGCCGGGAAAGUUACUGCACUUGUGGGAGCCAGCGGAUCGGGGAAGUCAACCAUUAUAGGUUUACUCGAGAGAUGGUACCUGCCUCGCUCGGGGUCCAUCGAUCUAGACGGUAAACCAAUCGAAACCCUCAAUCUCAACUGGCUCCGGACCAAUGUCCGCCUUGUUCAGCAAGAGCCAGUCCUCUUCAACGGUACUGUCUUUGAAAAUAUUGCGAAUGGCUUGGUCGGAACUCCCUGGGAACACGCACCUGUUGAAGAGCAACAGCAAAGGGUCGAGCAAGCUGCCGACUUCGCCUUCGCCCACGACUUCAUCUCCAAGCUACCCGAAGGCUACAAUACCCGCAUCGGUGAGCGAGGUGGCUUGCUGAGUGGUGGACAGAAACAAAGACUAGCAAUCGCGCGAAGCAUCAUCUCUGAGCCCAAGGUUCUGCUACUUGACGAAGCUACGAGCGCUUUGGACCCGCACGCUGAGGGUAUAGUUCAAAAGGCAUUAGAUAAUGUCUCUAAAGACAGGACUACUAUUGUUAUUGCACACAAGCUCGCCACUAUCAGAGAAGCCGACAAUAUCGUGGUUAUGGCAAAGGGGCGGAUCAUCGAACAAGGCACUCACAGCUCGCUCCUGGCUGCCAACGGCGCAUACGCGCGCCUCGUCCAGGCCCAGACUCUAACUUCAACUUCAAACGCCGACGUUUCGGACACGAGCUCAACCUCUGAUGAAGAGGAAGAAGGGAGGAAGGAGCAAGAACAGACCGAGAUUGAGCUGACUCGCUCUCUCACGCGGUACGCAACAGCAGACCGUUUGCAUCUACAACGCCUCAGCGAGCGUGACAACUACGAAAAUUUUAAACAGUACGGCCUGUUCGUCACAGUAAUAAACAUGGUACGGAUGACGCCGGAGCUCAAUAGAGCAUACGCGGCGGUGGCCUUGCUCUGUGUUGCAGCAAGCGGCGUGUUCCCGGGACAGGCAGUGCUGCUAGGCGGUGUCAUGGACAUCUUCCAGCUGCCUUUAGACGAAAUGCGUCGACGCGGGAACUUUUUAGCUCUCAUGUUCUUCGUUCUCGGCCUCGGUUGCUUGGUUGUAUAUUUCUCCUUGGGUUGGAUAACUAACAUUGUUGCCCAAACAAUGAACCAAAAGUUCAGAAAGAGCAUGCUGGACUCAAUGCUGCGCCAAGACGUUCAAUUUUUUGACAGAGCCGAGAAUACUGUGGGCGCCCUCACCGGCCGCCUCGAUUCUUAUACUCAGGCUAUCCUCGAACUCAUGGGUUUCAAUAUCUCACUCAUACUCAUCACCAUGAUCAGCGUCACCGCUUCCAGUAUCCUCGCUAUUGUCGUGUCGUGGAAGCUUGGCCUUGUCGGCGUCUUUGCUGGCAUUCCGCCGUUACUUGUUGCCGGCUACACUCGAAUCCGCCUCGAGACCAAGAUGGAUGAUGGAAACUCGAAACGAUUUUCACAUAGUGCCUCAGUUGCCUCAGAGGCUGUCACGGCUAUUCGAACGGUCUCAAGCUUGGCGAUUGAGCACUCGGUGCUGAGACGAUACACUGACGAACUCGAUCACGCUAUUCACCAAUCGAUGCUUCCCCUGUUUCACAUGAUGUUCUGGUUUUCAUUCACACAGUCAAUUGAGUACUUCAUACUGGCGCUGGGAUUCUGGUACGGCUGCAAACUGGUCUCUGAGGGCGAGGUGACCUUCUAUCAGUUCUUUGUAUCAUUUAUGGGUGUCUUCUUUGCUGGGCAGAAUGCGUCUCAGAUGUUUGCAUAUACAACCACGAUUGUGGAAACACCAGAAAACGCCCAGCACGGACCGGCUCGAGAUAUUGAAAAUAUUGACUUUGAUAGAGUCAAAUUUUCCUAUCCCCUGAGAUCCGGGCAUCAGGUCCUUCGAGGAAUCGACAUUAAGAUUAAACGGGGACAAUUUGUUGCCUUUGUUGGUGCUUCUGGCUGCGGAAAAAGUACCAUGAUAGCUCUGCUUGAGAGAUAUUAUGAUGCAACAGCUGGCACCAUUAACGUAGACUCGGAGACACUGACCACCCUCAAUCCACGUCUGUAUCGCAAAAACAUUGCUCUUGUGCAGCAGGAGCCAACGCUUUACCAAGGUACAAUUCGGGAGAACGUCCAGCUCGGCUAUGAGCAACAUGGCGAGAACGAGGCACUACCCAGUGAUGAGAUGGUAGAGACAGCCUUGCGCGCAGCAAACGCCUGGGACUUUGUGAUAUCCCUACCAGAAGGUCUGAAUACUCCAUGCGGUGCUAGCGGUUCCCAGCUUUCGGGAGGACAACGCCAGCGCCUUGCGAUAGCUCGAGCGCUCAUCCGGGACCCUAACGUGAUCCUUCUCGACGAAGCGACGUCGGCACUUGACACCGAGUCCGAAAAGAUGGUUCAGAAAGCUUUAGCUGAGGCCUCGGCGGCGCGAGACCGAAUCACUAUUGCGGUAGCUCAUCGUCUCAGUACGAUCAGAGAUGCAGAUGUGAUCUGCGUGUUUUAUGACGGCAAGAUAGUUGAAAAGGGCACGCAUGAUGAGCUCUUGAGUCUGGGAAAGAUGUACAAAAAGAUGUGCGAGGCGCAAAGCUUGGACAGAUAG